CUCUCGUCCUUAAUGCUAAUGGAACGGAUGCGUCGCGAGCACGGCAAAGUCGAUGGAGAAUUCGAAUGGAUUUUGAAACCGAUGCAGUUUGUUCUUUUCGUUUCUUGGCAACGAUGUUCGAGGAUGCAGGAAACUGCGGAAUGCUAAGUUAUCGACCGUAUUCGUUUGACCCUCGUUUAGUAUUUGCCACUGCCACGCUGUCGCUACGACUGCGAUCGCGUGUCACGUUGUCCGUUUCUCAAAGUGGGCUCGCUGUUCUUCAUUAGGGAUGCGGACACCUACCUAUGAACGUGGAUUCUAAUAGUCGAACAUGACACGAAAGAUUCUUCUUUAUUUAUUUCACGUGUACGCGUUGAUAACAGUUUCCAAUACUCAAGAUAUUUUAGGAUGCGGAGGAUUUUUGAAAAGUCACGCGCACAUCGACUUUGCCAAAGUUCAAAUCAAACUAUAUACGAAAGCUGGGAGCCUCAAAGACUCUACGGAAUGUGCUCCAAACAAUGGAUAUUAUUUUCUUCCUUUGUACGAUAAAGGAGAGUACGUUCUGAAGGUAGAUCCACCUAGAGGAUGGAGCUUCGAUCCGAUGGAAGUUUUAUUGCACGUGGAUGGGACGUCCGAUGCUUGUAGCCAAGGGAAAGACAUAAAUUUUACUUUCAAAGGAUUCGGUAUCACGGGCAAGGUUGCCGCUUUGGGAUCGGAUUAUGGACCGAAAGGUGUAACCGUAGCUUUGUAUAAGGAGGAUAACGAACAAGUUCCCGCAGAAACGACGCUCACAGCGGACGGAGGAACGUUUUAUUUCACGCCCAUACAACCUGGAAGAUACAUACUCGUCGCGUCGCAUCCAAUAUGGGCAAUGGAAAAGAACACUGUCACUGUAACAGUCCGAGAAGGCAAUACGGAACUUCCGGAUGGUAGCUUAGUAGUUUUCGGUUACGACGUGAGCGGUCGAGUAACCAGCGAAGAGGAACCGGUCAGUGGAGUAACGUUUAUACUCUUCGGGAACGGAUCGGCUAAAAAUUGCACUACCACAGCCAUAAGUAAAGAGCUUCAGUCGAGAAACCCUAUUUGCCAUGUCGUUUCCGACAGGAAUGGCAAGUUCGUGUUUCCAAUCGUGUCGCCCGGAGAAUAUAAAUUGGUUCCAUACUAUGCCGGUGGCCAAACCAAAUUCGACGUUCAACCCAGCGAAUUGAAUUUUAAAGUAGACCAUAGUAGCGUCGUAUUACGACUAGGCUUCAAGGUAACCGGGUUUACGGUAUACGGAUUCGUUCGUACGGCAAUCGAUGGCGAUCCUCUGCCGGGCGCAAAAAUCUUCUUGUCGCAAAAAGAAGUUGCAACGUCGGAUGCGAACGGCAAGUACGUGCUAGACAACAUGAAAGCUGGACAGUAUUCGUUGAAAGCGGAAACAGACGAUAUGCUUUUCAUCGAGAAGUCUGUGAAAAUCUCUCCGAGCUCUUCGGAACUGGCUGUUCUAACACCGUCGGCUUAUAAAGUUUGCGGAAAGGUCACCUUAUCGGCUAAAGGAACGCUGCAUCAUCGAAGGGUUUCCGCGCAAAACACUGCCGCCAGUUUUCACAAAGAGAUCGAAACGGAUCCAACGACCGGAGAAUUCUGCGUCUAUCUCUCACCCGACAAAUAUCAAUUAAGCGUGAUCGUCAGUAAUGAAGAAAGAGACAAAGGCCUGCAAUUUUUCCCGCUGCAACAGACAAUCGAUGUAUCGACUCGACCGGUGGCCGACGUAAACUUUUUACAAUUGAAAGCGACGCUGUCGGGCACGGUCAAGUGUCUGUCGGGAACCGAUUGCAGCCAGGCUUCCGUUACUUUGAAGGUACUAGACGGGGUCACCAUAAAAACGAUACAAUCGAAGGAUGGCGAGUAUCGGUUCUCGGACGUGUUGCCCGGUCAUUACGAGGUACUGAUAGACAACGAUGUGUUCUGUUGGGAAAAUCCUAGUUACAGGAUUUCGGUCACCUCGGAACGCGCGGAAGUGCCAGCUUUCGUACAGACUGGAUUCUCCGUUACUUUCAUUUCUUCUCACGACACCACGGUAGGAUAUUCAGAACCCGGCGAUGCGACCAAACUAACGUUAGUUUUGAACAAAGGGAACACGAAGCAUUGCGUGUCGAAGCCUGGUGUAUAUUCGUUCACUACGAAAGGUUGCCACGUGUACGAACGAACGUCGUACAGGUGGGACACCAACAGUCUCUCCCCUAUAUUAUUACACUCGACCGAACAUAGCCACAGGGGGAGCAUUCAGAGUACUUCUUCGUUGAACGGGGUCAAAGUGAAUAUCGAGAGUGCGGGCGACAUUAUUACAUUGGGUCCGUUGAAACCUGUGAAAGAGGAGCACUUGUACAAGUACGAGUUUGAAUUUAAGGCAAAGACGGACAACGUUUACACGAUAACGCCGCUGUCGAAUAUACUUCUGUUCAAUCCUCCGUCGUUGAAAGUGUUGGCAGUGAACGAUUGUCAAAACGAUGUCGCUUCGUUUAUCGGCGAAUUGGGAAAGAUCAUUGCAGGAAAGAUCGUUCCACCGUUGGAAGGUGUUACCGUACAAGUGUUCGGAAACGACGAUACUUCUCCGAUGCACACGUUGGUCACGGAAAAGGAUGGGACGUACAGUGUCGGUCCUUUGGAUGGAAAGAUAGACUACAGAAUCACGGCAGAGAAAGACGGAUUCGUGAUCACAGGACCGGAUACCAGCGGAGUAUUCUUGGCGCACAAGUUGGCCGAGAUAAUCGUUCAAGUUUCCGAUCAAGCCGACAACACCUCUUUACAGGGCGUCCUCCUUUCUCUGUCCGGCGGACAAAGUUACCGAAAGAACAGCGUCACCGGCGAAGAGGGCAAGUUGAUUUUCAAUUCGUUGUCUCCCGGGGAGUAUUAUCUGAGACCGAUGAUGAAGGAAUACCGUUUCGAUCCUCCAUCGAAAAUGAUCAAAGUGACGGAAGGCGCGACCGUGAAGGUGAAGCUGUACGGUAAACGAGUCGCUUUCAGCGCUUACGGAUCCGUAACGUCUUUGAACGGAAAGCCCGAGGCUGGUUUGCUGAUGGAGGUACAGGGUCAGGGAGAGUGUAGCAAUCUUCAAGAAGAAGCAACCACCGAGGAAAACGGAAACUUCCGGAUCAGAGGACUUCAGCCGAGGUGUACGUACGUGUUUCGAUUGAAGCCGAACGCGGAGGUUAACGCGCACAUCCACCACACCAGUCCCGAUUCUAUACCGGUACAGAUCUCGGAAGACAUUCACGGUCUACGAUUGAUCGCGUUCCAUCCGAUAUCGCGCACCGACGUUUCCGUGCACGUCGUAUCGGUGCAGCCGGAACACUACCGCACGCUGAAGGUGAAGCUGUGCAGGGAGGACAUGCCGGACUCGCCGAUUCACACGAGUAAACUGGAGGGGCAGCAGUUGAGCAAGAUCGGUAGCAAUUAUAACGCCGGAUUUCUGGUGCAUCUGCCACCGUUGCAGGCGGACGGCAAGAAAUAUUUCGUGCAACUGGAGUCGUCUCUCCCCCAGACGAUGCACAAGUACCGAACCGUUCCAUUCUACUUCGAAGCGAACUCGUCGUUCAAACACGUCAAGUUAACGUUCAACGCGGAACGAAAGAUCGAUCAGAGCGAAAUGAAUCAAACGUCCGUGAUCGCGUUACCGUUUAUAAUGCUGAUCGCGUUCGCGUUUCUCAACCGUGAAAAGAUCUGGACAUGGUUGAACGCGUCGAUCGAGAGACGCUCGAAACCAGCCGCGAGUUCGCGAACCCCGAUUCAAGCUGUUCCCAUCGAUCCGAGGGCGGACGACAUCAUCGUCGAGCAAAUAAUGAACAUUAACAAAAGGAAAACCAAGCCGCGGAAAACGUAAUCGAUCGUUUUCCUUUUCUUAUUCUUUCCGUUUUCGUUUUCGUUUUCGUUGUCGUUGUCGUUGUCGUUUGCGUUUUCGAAUCGUUGUUUUUAUUACUCGAGAAGAUAGCCUCGCGAAUCUAGACGAGAUUCGCGGUGUAAAUAUCGGAAAUAAUGUACAAAUACAUCUGCGACGGAUUUGCUCGGGUGUCACCACCGGAAUUCGUUCUGACUAAAUCACUGUGCAACUUUUAUGUGGAUCAGCAUUAUUUUAUUUCACUAAAUCCAACACAAUGUACCCUUGUACGCUUUCUAAUCGACCAUUAAUUAAAGAUU
Messenger RNA from Nomia melanderi (Alkali bee), 4158 nucleotides. NCBI's taxonomy places the organism in Eukaryota, Metazoa, Arthropoda, Insecta, Hymenoptera, Halictidae. The record is from RefSeq and is a predicted model, not a curated record.